Bicyclus anynana (squinting bush brown) is the source of this 2172-nucleotide messenger RNA. Its product is annotated as gametocyte-specific factor 1. NCBI's taxonomy places the organism in Eukaryota, Metazoa, Arthropoda, Insecta, Lepidoptera, Nymphalidae. The coding region runs from base 232 to 573 and encodes 113 amino acids. The record is from RefSeq and is a predicted model, not a curated record. The transcript is spliced from 3 exons.
UUUUAAUUUCUCUGUGAACGAACGAGAAUUUGUUUUUAUUUUGUGAAUUUUAUUUUGUUUCUUAAACAAACAAUAACUUCGUGUUUAUCAUCAAUAGUUAGUUUAUACUCAGUAAACUAUUGGUAACGUAUAGGUAACAAUAAGGCUGUCUGUGUGGGUUUGUUUCAACGGAAGUUUUAGCGACAUUUUCCUUUUCCAAAAGCCCUUUUGAUUUCGCUCUCCUUAUCAGUCAUGAAUGACAGCGAUUGGUUCACAUGUCCCUACAACUCCGCGCACCGCGUGCCCAAGUUGCGCUUUCAGCGACACCUCGUGAAGUGUGAGAAGCAGUACCCACCGCUGGCUAUAUGCCCCUACGACGCGCGCCACCGCAUGCCCAACGACCAGCUAUUGGUGCAUGUAGAGGACUGCCCCACGCGCUUGGCGCUGACUUUACCAUAUGGUGGGCAGAAGGAAUUUAGUUCGUGGGCCAAAAGACAGCUGACAGCUGAUACCACAAACAUACCGAGCAAGCUUACCCAGCGACCGUGCGACCGAAGUGAGCAACCGUGCUUCGACGAGGAUGAAUGGGACUAGACUAUACUAAAGCCAAACCUGAUGUGGACACACAAAUUUAAAAUGUAGGUAUAAAUCGCUACUUAUUUUACACUGAAUAAUAAUUAAUUUAAUACUGAAUAAAUAAAUUAACUUAUUCCUAAAUUAAUGACAGUUUUGAUAAAUAAGAAUAUAUAGUACUUACUUGAGAUAAGGGUCCAAAAUAUACAAAUUUUAUUAAAAAAAUAGCACAAGAAUUCUUUACAUACUUAAGUUAAUAAUUGCGUAAUUUUAUCUAUUUUCCAAACGCCAAAAAUAAUCAGCCAUUUUGUGUCUUCAUAGACUCAUAGUCCUAGUAAACAAUAUACAGUCUGGAAAUACAUAAAGUAAAUUUUUAUUAUUUAAUUGUUUUCUGUUAUAAGAAAACCAUAAAACUUGAAACAAAUAAUAUUAGCUAGAAAACACGGUGUUUUUGUGUUAAAGUAUAAAAUCUAGUACUAUGUUAUGGUAAUAAUCAUGUUAGAAAAUAUAAAUAGAAUAAAUAGAAGGGUGAAAGUUUACUUUGACUUUUACUAGUUAAAAAUAAAUUAGGUAUGAAAUUAAAUGCAUUUUCUAUCUUCAUUUUAAAAUUUGUUGAUAAAUACUCUACCUCCAGCUUGGCUAGUACCUUACUAAUUAUUAUAUAUUAAAGUGGUUAUAGUAAUUACAAGUAGGUACCUAUUGAUUGUUAAUAUAGCAUUAAAAAGAGAGUGUGUGAUAGCAACACUCAUUAUAAAGUAGCGAAAGUUUAUCAGCUUCUACCAUAGGCAAAUAUAGCAUCUGUACUGUAUGUAUGAUAUUCGACUUGAGGGUAUGUGCAAAAUCUUUUAGUGUUUUUUUUUUAUUUUAUUAACAAGGUACGCGAACAUCGCUUCGCGUUGAAUCUAGUAGUAAGUUUUUUUUUAUUUGAAGACAACCCUAGUCCCUAACGUUGUUUGAGUAGAUGUAAUAAAGAUAAGAGCUGUAGGUAAAUAAAACGGCUCGAUAAUAAUUUUGUUUUGAACUGAAUUGCGCCGUAUUGUGUCGUAACGAGAGUCGCUAUUUAUUUUAAUGACGUUGCGGAGUGAAUCUUCUGUACUUGUACAAAUGUUGUCUGUGGUAUGGCCUUAGUAGUACUUAUGUUAUUUACUUCAUUUUUCUUAUCAAGGCAAGUUAAGGUAUUUUUCUGGUCAUGUUGUAAAUGAUGGUGAUUAAUCAAAAUUAAACACUACUAAAGACUGGCGGCUUAUUGCGUUUCUGAGUUUCUGACACCUGUCAAUGAGAGAGAUAAAUACCUUUUACCAUUAACGAGUAUUAACAUUAAAAUUUAAAUAAUUUUGACAACGUACAAUCAACGUUUUCGUUUUGGGCUAAAGUUAUGAACAAUAAGAUAUAGAAAAUUUACAAUGACAGGUGUCAGAAACACGAUUUCUGAGCGGCUGGACUUUACUUACAUAAAUUAUUUAAUAAUACAUUGUGUUAUAGUAAGUGGACAAUUACCUUGGAAAUAUACACAAUUGAAUUAAUGGCUCAGAUCAACAUUACUUCAAUGUUAUAUUUUAAGCUCAUUACUAAGUAGACAGUGUCUAUUAAAUGUUACCAAAUAAAUGAUUUUAAUAUGAA